AGCACUGCAGUUCAGUUCUUACCGGCGCUAGUUUCAUUCCGCUGCCAUUUUCCCCGAUUUAUUAUCGAACGUUCUCACGCUUCUGACAAAGUUUAAAGUCAUUCAAGUUAGUGCGGUACUAAACGCACAAUAACGCAGAAUAUAACCAAGAUGUAAUUCGUUUGACUCGAAUAUAAUCACAGAAGAUCAUAGUCGACGUUAUACAAAAAUGUAAAGAGAGAUCAUUAAAGAUCCAAUCAAGAUCAUUAAAACGACGUGUGGAAAAACAACGCAGAAAUGUACGUGAAUGAUGGAUCAACGAGUUCAGCACGACAUAUUGCCAACGUGAACAAGCUAGAUGUUAUCAUGAUUUUCGUGUCGCGCAACAUCCGCAUUUGCAAGUAUGUCAGCGACAUCGAAACGUUAGACGAAAUUAUAACUCAAUUCUUUCUGCAUGAAGCAUCAUUUGAUCAUUGGUUAUUGUUGAAAAGAAAUACGUAGGAAUAUAUGACAUGAAAUGUAUAUUGAAAUCUAGGAGAUUUGUGGAAUCUGUGUGAUAAGACGACUUAUGUUUUUCAUCGCUCGAAUGAAUAAUUUUCUUGAAUGUCGCAUUCAAAUAUUAAUAUGCUUGGCGAUGAAUACAAACGGAAAUGGCAGCUGUAUUAACAAGCUUAAUCGGCACUACUUCCAUUCUGGAAGUUGGACUCGGUUUGAUUCCACUUUUGGCCAUCGGUCUCACCAUCUACAGAUACAAUAACGUCGAUCCAGAAUCACAUCCGCAAAAUGCGCAAGAGCUACUACGAAUGUAUGACUUCAUAGUGAUUGGAGGUGGUAGCGCAGGUGCCGUGGUGGCCUCGAGAUUAUCGGAAGUACCUAAUUGGACGGUGCUACUUUUAGAAGCUGGCGGUGAUGAGAACGAAAUUUCGGAUGUUCCUCUACUUGUCAGUUAUAAUCAGCUGACAGAAUUCGAUUGGAAGUAUCAGACUUCACCACCUAAUAUAUCCGCCUAUUGUCUCGCCAUGAUAGGCGACAAAUGUAACUGGCCUCGCGGCAAAGUUCUCGGAGGAAGCAGUGUUCUCAAUGCUAUGAUUUAUGUUCGUGGUAAUAGGCACGAUUACGAUAACUGGGCUCGAUUGGGUAACACAGGAUGGAGCUACGAGGAAGUGCUCCCUUAUUUCCUCAAGUCUGAGGACAAUCGUAAUCCGUAUUUAGCAAGAACACCUUAUCACAAGACAGGAGGUUACCUGACGGUGCAAGAACCGCCUUGGAGAACUCCUUUGGCGAUCGCUUUUUUGCAGGCUGGUCAAGAAAUGGGCUACGAAAAUCGCGACAUAAACGGAUUCAAUCAAAGUGGCUUUAUGUUGAUGCAAGCAACAAUUCGACGUGGCAGUCGAUGCUCGACAGCGAAGGCCUUCCUACGACCGAUUAAGAAUAGACCAAAUCUGCAUAUAGCAAUGCACGCUCAGGUUUUGAGAGUGCUCUUCAACGCCGAGAAAAGGGCAACGGGUGUAGAAUUUCUUCGCGACGGCAAACAACGAAUUGUAAGAUGCAGAAGAGAAGUUAUCUUAUCCGCCGGCGCGAUUAAUUCGCCUCAAUUACUCAUGUUGUCCGGAAUCGGUCCCAGCGAGCACUUGACUGAAUUUGAUAUACCUGUGAUAUCAGACUUACGAGUCGGGGAUAAUCUUCAAGAUCACGUGGGCCUUGGUGGACUGACUUUCUUGGUGAACGAGUCGAUCACUUUAAUAAGAGAACGAUUUCAAACCUUUUCGGUGAUGUUUGAGUACAUCGUAAAGGAACAAGGACCCAUGACUACCCCAGGAAUCGAGGCAUUAGCCUUUCUUAAUACUAAAUACGCUGACAAGUCCGGCGAUUAUCCGGAUAUACAGUUUCACUUUGCACCAAGUUCGGUCAAUUCCGACGGCGAACAAAUAAAACAGAUUCUCGGUCUGAAAGAUCGUGUGUACAAUAUCAUGUACAAGCCCUUGCGCAAUGUCGAGACUUGGUCGAUUUUGCCACUUCUGCUGCGACCCAAGAGCACAGGUUGGAUCAGGUUGAAGAGCAGAAAUCCCUUAGUUCAUCCGGACAUUAAUCCCAACUACUUUACGCAUAAGGAGGACAUAGAUGUUCUCGUGGAAGGGAUAAGAUUGGCGAUGCGGGUAUCCAACACCAGCGCAUUUCAGAGAUUCGGCUCGAGACCUCACACGAUUCGUAUGCCGGGCUGUCACAUAUAUCCGUUUGAUACAUACGAAUAUUGGGAAUGCGCCAUACGACACUUCACCUUCACAAUUUAUCAUCCAACGAGUACCUGCAAGAUGGGACCGCGGGGCGAUUCCAAGGCUGUCGUGGAUCCGCGAUUAAAAGUUUACGGAGUGAAGGGACUCAGGGUCGUCGAUGCUUCCAUAAUGCCUACCAUUGUCAGCGGCAAUACGAACGGGCCGAUUAUUAUGAUCGGUGAGAAAGCCAGUGACAUUAUCAAAGAGGAUUGGCGAGUGAAAGGAAAGGGAAGUACCAGACAGAGACGAUAAAUAAAAUUGGGAUUUUUAAAUACGUUGUACAUCAUCUCGUUGUAUCCAGAUAUAAUUAAAAUGUCAUAUCAUACAAAAAUAAUGUC
Trachymyrmex septentrionalis is the source of this 2590-nucleotide messenger RNA. Its product is annotated as glucose dehydrogenase [FAD, quinone]. Bases 630 to 2504 code for a protein of 624 amino acids. Gene Ontology annotation, molecular function: flavin adenine dinucleotide binding; oxidoreductase activity, acting on CH-OH group of donors. The transcript has 4 exons. The record is from RefSeq and is a predicted model, not a curated record. Lineage: Eukaryota; Metazoa; Arthropoda; Insecta; Hymenoptera; Formicidae.